UUUUGAAAUGAAAAUGUCAUAAGUACAAUCGUAUAAUCGUUCAAAAGAAUCUCGUUCUUUUUUAUAUUAAAAAAAAUUUAAACGAAAAAAAAUUGAAAUUUAAUCAAAGUUAUUGUGUGUGUGUGUGUGUGUGAUAAACACCUACCAGUUUUCAACGUGAUUUAAUCCAAUUUAUGUAUUUAAUUCAAAAACAUUCAAGAAUAUAUCGAAAAUGGCAUUCCAUUCAUCAUUAGUAUUCUUCAGUAUUAUUGUUUUGAUAUCAUUAUCAUGGAAUCUGGUUACAGCACGACAACAUCUAGAAAAAGAAAAUGAAUAUGCUGAAAAUAGUAAAUAUUUUCCAAUGUUAAUGCCAGAUGUACGACCUAUGCAACCAGAAACCUACCUUUGUACGGCAUUUAGAAUGCCACGUUAUGAACAUGAAUUUAUUGUUGAAUAUUUGCCGAAUGCAACUAAACAAACAGCACAUCAUAUAUUGAUAUAUGGUUGUCAAAUACCCGGUUAUUAUGAACGUGAUACACCACGUGCUGUUUGGGAUUGUGGUGAAAUGACAUUUGCUAAUAAUCAUCUUGAUGAUGAUGAUGAUGAUCAAUCAAUUGAUCCAUCGGAAAGGGAAUUUUUUCCACGUGGACCAGUCUGUAAAGGACAAUCACAAAUUGUCUAUAGUUGGGCUAUGGAUGCACCGGCAUUAAAACUGCCAAAAGGUGUUGGAUUCAAAGUUGGUUAUGGAUCAGAUAUCAAUUAUCUCGUAUUACAGGUUCAUUAUGCACAUGUUCAUCGUUUUCGAAAUGGUGAUACCGAUCAUUCAGGAAUAACGUUACGAAUGUUACCACAGGAAACACAACAAAUCGAUAAAUUGGCCGGUGUUUUGUUAUUGGCUACCGGUGGUGUGAUUCAACCACAUUCACUUGACUAUUUUGACAGUGCAUGUCAAAUGCGUGAAAAUAUUAUUAUACAUCCGUUUGCAUUUCGAACACAUACACAUAAAUUAGGUAAAGUGGUCACUGGUUAUCGUAUCGAUCGUAAUAAUCGUUGGCAAUUGAUUGGUAAAGGCAAUCCCCAGUUGCCACAAAUGUUUUAUCCAAUUCAUGAAACAAUUUCUAUACACCCUGGUGAUAUGGUUGUUGCACGUUGUACGAUGUAUAAUAAUCAAUCACAUCCAGUACAAAUUGGUUCCACAGGUGAUGAUGAAAUGUGUAAUUUUUAUAUCAUGUAUUAUGUUGAACGUAUGGAUCAUAAUCUUAAGAAGAAAAUUUGUUUCACCGCUGGACCACCAAAUUUUUAUUGGGAUAAUGUUUUUCGUGUAUCAAAACAGAUUACAGAAGAAACGAAUAAAUUUCCAUGAAUAAACGAAAAUUGAUUCAAUCAA
Dermatophagoides farinae (American house dust mite) is the source of this 1366-nucleotide messenger RNA. RefSeq names its product Peptidylglycine-alpha-hydroxylating monooxygenase (gene Phm). NCBI's taxonomy places the organism in Eukaryota, Metazoa, Arthropoda, Arachnida, Sarcoptiformes, Pyroglyphidae. The record is from RefSeq and is a predicted model, not a curated record. Gene Ontology annotation, cellular component: extracellular region. Gene Ontology annotation, molecular function: copper ion binding; oxidoreductase activity, acting on paired donors, with incorporation or reduction of molecular oxygen, reduced ascorbate as one donor, and incorporation of one atom of oxygen.